CGAAUAGAAUGAUUUUGAUAGAGAUGAGGAUCUUUAAAUCAUUUAAAAUGGCGCGUUUAAAAGAUGCGCAAAAAGAUAGGCAAUUGGAAGUAUUGCGCAUAAACGCCAUUUUGAAAGUAUUGCGUAUGGUGCGCCACCAAGAUGGUUCAGUCAAAGAGGGGCAGUAGUUCAGUCAAUGGUGUUAGCUGGUGUUAGCGUUUCUCGCUAAACUUUUUAACUUGGCGGUUAAUCGUACAUAUCUUUUCGAAUUGCAAAAUUCAACCGAGUAUCUCGGAAUUUGGCAAAAGUAAUUAAUAUCAGGUUCUGUAUAUUGCGUACAAAUAGAAGAAAGUACACUGCAGCAUACGUUUUUCGUGUAAAUUAAGAGUUGAAUCAGGUUUCUCGCCACCGUGAAAUGACAUAGUUAUUUACGAGCUGUUGUGUUGGUGAAAUGUUGUCUCAACUUCCUGUACAUGGCGAAGACUCGUGAGCGUCGUCGUCGUGUUGAAUAGUCAUCAAACGCCAGUGUUCGCGACGGUGUUUUAUCCCUUUUUAAGAACGUUCGAACUUAUUGACCUGUUUCUCGCAACCUAGAUCAACGAGAUCGUGCCAGUUGCGCCUAAAAAUGAUGAAGAUGGAAACGGAUAAUAUUAUCGACGACACAGACACGAAUCCUCAGUGCCCGAUAACAAUACUCUAUGAUCCCACUCGCAAGAAAGAAUUGCCAACAGUAGUAUCUGAUCACCAUGAACAAGAGAGGGAAAUUUGUAUGAAAUGGUUUGAGAGAUGGAGCGAACCAGAACAAGUCAACUUUGUUGAACAAUUAUUAGCACGAAUGUGUCAUUAUCAGCACGGGCAUGUCAAUGCUUAUUUGAAACCAAUGUUGCAAAGAGAUUUCAUUUCUCUAUUACCAAAAAAAGGAUUGGAUCACGUGGCAGAAAGUAUUCUUUCAUAUCUCGAUGCUGAUUCAGUAAUUGCAGCAGAAUUAGUAUGUAAAGAAUGGCACAGAGUAAUUAGCGAAGGUAUGCUUUGGAAGAAAUUAAUCGAGCGCAAAAUUCGGACAGAUUCGAUUUGGAGAGGUCUCGCCGAAAGGAGAGGAUGGAUUCAGUAUUUAUUCAAACCGAGACCAGGAGAAAGUCAUCCAAAUCACAAUUUCUAUAGAUCUCUUUAUCCCAAAAUAGUUAAAGAUAUUGAUAGUAUAGAUAAUAAUUGGAGAAUGGGAAGAUUUAAUCUUCAAAGAAUAAACUGUAGAAGUGAAAAUUCCAAAGGUGUUUACUGUUUGCAAUACGAUGACCAAAAGAUAGUCUCUGGUCUUAGAGACAAUACAAUUAAAAUUUGGGACAGAAAUACGCUACAAUGUAUUAAGGUCUUAACAGGGCAUACUGGGUCUGUUCUGUGUUUACAAUACGAUGACAAAGCAAUAAUAUCUGGUUCCUCUGAUAGCACUGUAAGAGUUUGGGAUGCUAACACUGGUGAAAUGGUUAACACAUUGAUACACCACUGUGAAGCAGUUUUACAUCUCAGAUUUAAUAAUGGCAUGAUGGUCACUUGCUCGAAGGAUCGUUCAAUAGCCGUAUGGGACAUGACAUCGCAAACGGAAAUUGCAUUAAGAAGGGUACUCGUUGGACAUAGGGCAGCAGUGAAUGUUGUUGAUUUUGAUGAAAAAUAUAUCGUUUCUGCUAGUGGUGAUAGGACUAUUAAAGUAUGGAAUACAUCUACUUGCGAAUUUGUGCGAACAUUAAACGGACAUAAACGGGGUAUAGCGUGUUUACAAUAUAGAGACUGCCUAGUAGUUAGUGGUAGCAGUGAUAACACAAUCAGAUUAUGGGACAUUGAAUGUGGUGCGUGCUUACGUGUUUUGGAAGGACACGAAGAGUUGGUCAGAUGUAUUAGAUUUGAUAGUAAACAUAUAGUUAGCGGAGCUUAUGACGGAAAAAUAAAAGUAUGGGACUUGGUAGCAGCUUUAGAUCCACGUGCUUUAGCUAACUCACUCUGUUUACGUACAUUAGUGGAACAUACGGGACGUGUAUUUCGCCUUCAGUUUGACGAGUUCCAGAUAGUAUCGUCGUCACAUGAUGAUACAAUAUUAAUUUGGGAUUUUCUCAACUUCAAUCCAUCGAAUGGAAGCGUAUCGCAUGGACCGGCAACAAUGAAUGCAUCAGGUGCGAAUCAAUCAGUUACCAGAUCUCCGUCUCCAUUCGAGUGACGCAUUUAUAAGAAGAGAUUCCUUCAUUGUGAUAUAAUUACAAGUGGUUAGUGAGUGAGUUUAAAUGUGUUCACAAUAGUGUACACAAAGAAUGAAGAAUCAGUGUCCAGUGUGAGCUGCGCCUAGACAGAUACAGAAUCUCAAAAGACAUGGUCAUUGACUUUUGUUUAUUAUUUGCUGUGAAAAGCAAAAGUAAUUCUCUAAAAUAGGAUAUAUGGAGUGACACAUAAAACUAUAAAUUAAUUUAUAUGCGCUUGACGCACUGCGUUUAAUAACGAACAGUAUAUUAAAACCAUGUAAAUACAUCCCAUGGAUGUAAAUAAUUGUCUGCUUUGGCCAUAUCUGGAAUUCUUCUACGCUCUAUGACAUGAUAGAAGUUGACCACUUUCCUACUAUAAACAGAAAGACUUACAAUACGUGAAGAAAAUAAAAACAUUUUUAGGGAGGCUGGAUACACUUAAUAAGAUGUUAGCUGUAUUAUAGUAAAUUAAUAACUUGUUUCUGUAAUUAAUUUAUGGUAAGAUGAUUGUAAAAUGUCGUUUGAUUGAAGUACAUAUUCUGCGUGAAUGUGAAUGAUAAAAUGUCGAUAUCGAUAUGUGCGAGGAUCAUGUUUCAUUAUCUUCGAAAUCUAGCUAAUGUGAAUCGAUAUACCCAUGUUUAACAUUAUAGAUGUACAGCCGUUAAUCGAAUAUAUAGCAAUUUCCAUAGACAUUAAAUUUGCGAGAUUCAUAUUAUAUACUGAAAAAUACAUGAAAAGCUAACUACCUGUACACAGUCAUUGGUACAAUACCAUUUGCAUUUAAAAUAUAAAUUUUCAUUAUA
Molecule: messenger RNA, 3007 nt
Organism: Hylaeus volcanicus
Lineage: Eukaryota; Metazoa; Arthropoda; Insecta; Hymenoptera; Colletidae
Gene: slmb
Product: beta-TrCP
Exons: 9
Coding region: 605-2185 (526 amino acids)
Molecular function (GO): protein dimerization activity
Source: RefSeq, a predicted model, not a curated record